Molecule: messenger RNA, 1592 nt
Organism: Beta vulgaris subsp. vulgaris (sugar beet)
Lineage: Eukaryota; Viridiplantae; Streptophyta; Magnoliopsida; Caryophyllales; Amaranthaceae
Product: high affinity nitrate transporter 2.4-like
Exons: 3
Coding region: 3-1592 (529 amino acids)
Biological process (GO): cellular response to nitrate; nitrate transmembrane transport
Cellular component (GO): plant-type vacuole membrane; plasma membrane
Molecular function (GO): nitrate transmembrane transporter activity
Source: RefSeq, a predicted model, not a curated record
CAAUGGGCGAACUAGGGACAUCAAUGCACGGAGUUACUGGGAGGGAGCGGACACAUGCAUUCUCGGUGGCAUCCCCCGAGGUGCCAACCGAUACAACGGCCAAGUUCGCGCUCCCGGUGGACUCCGAGCAUAAGGCCAAAGUGUUCAAAAUUUCCUCCCUAGCCAAACCCCACAUGCGAGCUUUCCAUUUAGCUUGGUUCUCCUUCUUUACAUGCGUUGUCUCAACAUUUGCCGCGGCCCCAUUACUCCCAAUCAUUCGGGACAACCUGGACCUCACCCAAAUAGACAUUGGCAGUGCUGGGGUUGCCUCAGUGUCUGGGAGUAUAUUCUCAAGACUAGCCAUGGGCGCGGUGUGUGACCUCGUCGGACCGCGCUACGGGUGCGCCUUUAUUCUCAUGUUAACAGCUCCCGCUGUAUUCGGAAUGUCUAUGGUUCAGUCUGCUAUAGGGUACACUACAGUCAGGUUCUUGAUAGGAUUCUCUUUAGCCACCUUUGUGUCAUGCCAAUAUUGGGUGAGUACCAUGUUUAAUAGUCGGAUCAUCGGUUCGGUUAGUGGUAUUACGUCUGGAUGGGGUGACAUGGGUGGUGGCGCUACCCAACUACUCAUGCCUGUGAUGUUCGAGAUCAUCCAACGAGUGGGCGGCACCACCCCCUUCAUGGCGUGGAGACUUGCGUUCUUCAUUCCUGGAUGUCUUCAGCUCAUCAUGGGUAUACUUAUUCUUACUUUUGGGCAGGACUUGCCGGAUGGCAAUCUUAGUGAGCUCCAAAACAAGGGUGAUGUUUCCAAAGACAAGUUUUCUAAGGUAUGUUGGUAUGCAAUCACCAACUACAGGACAUGGAUCUUUGUCAUGGUGUAUGGCUACUCCAUGGGUGUUCAGUUAACAACCAACAACAUUAUUGCUCAGUACUUCUUUGACAGGUUCAAUCUUAAACUCCACACUGCGGGGUUCAUUGCAACGGGAUUCGGCAUGGCGAACCUAGCCUCAAGGCCAUUUGGCGGGUUUGCCUCAGAUUGGAGUGCUCGUUUAUUUGGUAUGAGGGGGAGGCUAUGGAUCUUAUGGUUCUUUCAGACGCUGGGUGGUGUCUUUUGUGUGUGGCUAGGCCUUGCUAACACCGUUCCAGUCGCGGUUGUAGCCAUGGUUCUUUUCUCAAUUGGAGCCCAAGCCGCUUGUGGUGCGACCUAUGGAAUAGUUCCCUUCAUCUCACGUCGCUCCCUAGGGAUCAUCUCAGGUCUCACAGGUGCAGGUGGGAACUUAGGUUCUAUGAUCACUCAAUUGAUCUUCUUCUCAACCUCGAGGUAUACGACCGAGCAAGGGCUUGUGUAUAUGGGUGUCAUGGCCAUUGCUUGCACUCUCCCUGUUGCAUUGGUGCAAUUUCCUCAAUGGGGAGGCAUGUUCCUUCCACCGUCAAGCGAUCCAAUGAAGUCCAAUGAAGAGCAUUAUUACUCAUCGGAGUGGUCAGAAGCCGAAAUGCACAAGGGUAUGCAUUCGAAUAGUAUCAUGUUUGCUGAGAACAGUAGGUCAGAGAGAGGAAAAAGGAGUGAGAAUAAUUCUUCUCCUACACCACCCAAUACUACCCCUGAUCAUGUUUAG